This is a messenger RNA of Caenorhabditis bovis, 4752 nucleotides long. Lineage: Eukaryota; Metazoa; Nematoda; Chromadorea; Rhabditida; Rhabditidae. The record is from the annotation of a GenBank genome assembly.
AUGAGGGAGAGGCGCAAGCAGGCGGGAAUUGUGCUCGCAAUUCUACUACUACCAUGUUUGGUCGUGUCGCAGACAUAUGAUGCUAUUCCGAUCGGAUCGCCUCAUAUCAGGCCGCCGCCUUCGCCGAGAGCAGAGCAAAAUCAAUUUGCACGAGGAUACCAACCACCUCCUCGUCCUUCGACCUUCAACCCUCCGAGAAGUUUCCAUAGUCAGCAGCCAACGUACGACGCGGUUCCUGUUCAACGUCAAGGAUUUGUUCCUCCGGCAUUCCGACCGCCUUCGCUGAACCUUGACCAACGCAAUCGGAACAUUCAAGUUCCGUCGAACUGGCAGAUGCAGCAACUGCAACAACAGCAUCCGCAGAGAUUCAGCAAUAUACCUCCGGCACCUCUUCCUGCUCAAAUUCCGCGAGGAAGAUCCGGAGCUCCCGGUCAAAUUCCGCGAUUCCAAGUCAAUCCAGUGAAUAAUAUCAUCAUUCAUCUGUAUCUCAAUUCGAAGGAUCGUAUGUCACAUGCCGAGCUCAGAGCCCCAGUCCAUGGCCUCUUCGGAAUUGGAACGUCUCAUGGAGGUCCUGGUUCGCACGCAGAUCCUAUCAUCAUCACAAAGGAUUUCGAUCGUGACACUUUGGAAUUUAUUGAACCUCGGGAAGCCGACAAUAUGGUGAAAAAUGGACCAGCGAACAUCGUUGAGGUGAAGGCGAUAGUCAGCACUCCGAAUCGGCAAUUGGAGAACACCGUGAACAAAGCGGUUAAUAUGGAACUGAAUCGGGCGAUUCCGGUGGUAAUGGAUCGAAUGAAAGGAGCAAGUAUGGUGAGUUUGGACAAUGGGAUGAGAAAGGAGCUCGAAGAGGCGCUCGUUGAUGAGCUUGCAAGAAACCUCGGAGAGACAAUCGACAACACUGAUAUUAAUGAGGACGAUCUGUCGAAACUCAUUGAAGAAGGAUUUGAAGAAGUCGAAAAAGCUCAAACGGAAACUACGACGAGUCGCACAUUCCCAACAGCGACUACUACUAGAGCAACAACCACUACUACUGCUCCAACAACUCCAACGACAACCACUAGUAGAAGAACAACUUCUAGUACUACAACAACCACGAGAACGACGACAUCAUCAACGACUAGAACUCCGAGGCCAACCACUUUUACAACCCGUAGAACUACUACUACUGCUACGACGACGAGACGACCACCACCUCCGACAACAACUACAACUCGAAGAACUACCACUACGACAUCUCGUUCUCCGACUACUACUCAAGAUAUUAAUGAUGUCACCACGUCGACCGAUGAUUAUGAGUAUGAGGAGGAUAUUACAGAGCCACCCAAGAAGACUACUAUUGUUAUCACGAGUCCGACUACUUCUACUACCAGAGUUUGGACAACCAGACCUACUAGUACCACUAGAAGACCUUCGUCAACUUCAACAACAUAUUACACUGAUAGUUUGAUGACUACGAGAAGUUACGAGCAUGUUCAUGUGGUUCCUGGAUUCCGAGUUACGGAGCAGAUCGAAGAUUCUGAGGAGGAAGAUGUUGAGAUUGUCACAACACUGAAAUCGCGGCCAACCACAAGAGCAUACUACACUCCGGUUGCAGGGCAUCCUCAUCAUGGAGCUAUCAGUUUGGAUUCGGAAGAAGAUAAGAGUGGCGCAUCAGCUCCAACGCUCACCACUGCAAAUCCGGUUCUGAUUCAAAACCUUCCAACGAAGCCAUCGCUUCCGGAAUCAUCUCCAUCCACAUUCAGUCCGCCACUGCAAUCAGCCGACACCGAAUCAACGUACACAUUCACAAAUCCAAUAAUCACCACUUCACCAAUUGAAGUUCCGCCUAACACCCAAGUCACAGAAGUUCCAUUUUCGACAAACAGCGUUGAAUGGGUCUCAGAAGGAAGUGAGGAGCCAAAGAGCACUCUUCCGUCUUCAACAAAUGCUUCUUCGAAUUGGACGACACCAGCACCGCGUGUCGUCACCAAGUCUCAUCAGGAUACGUUCGCUGGAGCUGAGAUGAUGAAGCCUGGGGUGAAUAUUGAUGAGAUUCCGGUUAUUGAAACCACCACUGCCGAAUCAUUUGCACCUAGAUUAGUUACUGACAUAACCGAUCUCCAUCCAACAGUCGUCAUUGGGGAUUAUGAAGACGACGAUUAUUCAGAUGCCGAUGAGAUUGGAACGACGUUAGGCCCAACUGGAAGCACAGUUACUUCUAAAAUACUUAAACUGCUAACAGAUAGCAUUGAAAGUAGCAGCAUUUCGCCAGUUACGAUCAGUCCUUAUGAGGGCAGCACACCAGAAAAAACUACUGCUGCUUCGAAAGCUGUCACCGAUAAGCCGAGCAGUUCAACGAGUACUCCUGAAAUCCCAAGCAGCACACCAUUGACUAUGGUUGUCCACGAGUCAACUACAAUUAAUUUUGAAUCAACCAUUCCAUUUGAAAAAUCUGAAUCAACAACAGAAUCAGCUACAACCGAAUCUAUCGCUAAGUCAGUGACGAAGGUGACAACGGAACCAACAAUCGAAUCCACAACUGAAUCAACGACUCGAUCAACGACAGCAUCAGUCACUGGGGCUACUACAAAUCUGGACUCUACUACUUCUAGCAGAGUCGAGACAAUCACUGACUCAUCAACAAAUCCGAUCAGCACUACAGAAUCUAUCGAUUCAACUCAACUUGUCUCUAAGCUUCCAACAACUAGCGCUGCUAACGCUGUCACAACCACUACUAUUGCUAUCCCUGUCGAAACAAGUACCACGCAUAUUCUUUCAACUAUCAGCACAUUGCAUACCUCUUCCGAUGCCGAGACAUCAGUUAGCACUAAUAAUGCACAAGUAGAUCACAUGAAAUCGACACCAAAAUCGUCGUCUGAAGAAAUCCAACCGACUCUAAUUCGUCCCAAUGGACCAUGUCCGACUCCGAAUCAAUCAUGGGAUCGCAAUCGAACUGAUGUUUUGUUCCUGCUUGAUUCAUCGGAUUCAUUCAACGAAGUCAAAUUCCACCGAGCAAUUGAGCUCAUCAAGAAUACAGUGAAGCAUUUCAAUAACUUCGGUUCCGAUGGCUUGCAGGUUUCGUUGGUUCAAUACAACGAUGAUCCAUAUCUGGAGUUUUCUUUGAGGAAACACAAUUGCAAGAAGACACUGAUUGAUGAUAUCGAUGAUACGGAAUACAUGGCUGGAGGAUCGCAGCUCGGAAAGGCGCUCUCAAAAGUGUCGCAAUUCGCCUUCACCAAAAAAAGAGGAGAUCGUCCAGAUGCUGAAAACGUGUUGAUUAUUGUGACCGAUGGACAAUCGGAAGAUCGUGUUCAAAAACCAACAAGACUUGCUAAAGAAAACAAUGUUACAGUUCUUGUCAUCUCGACAAUCGAGGCUGAUAAGAGCUAUGUCAGCGAGUUGGCCGGCCAUCAAGCGAGUAAUCAGUUUGAUCUCGAUGUUGAUCCAAGUCACGAACUCUCAUGGAAGUUGGCUCGACGAAUCGCUGAUGUCUCAACAUCAUCGCAGACGAGCGUCGAACCAUCGUCACGCGAAGCGGAGAAGAAUGAUAUCGGCUCAUCUGCCUCUGAACCCGUUUUCCCCGCCAAGUCUAUCAAUCCGAACUCGCAUGAGAACGACGGAAUUGUGAAGCUUGAAUGUGUUUCGGAUGGAUUCAAAAUAACUGUGACACCACCAGAAGGCUUCCAUGGAAUCGCCGUGGUCAAGGGAUACCAGGAUGAUGCUCGCUGCAAGUCGACGGCGACAGCUGACGGAGAAGUGCACAUGUUCAUUUCGAAUUCGGAAUGCGGUGUGACUCAAUUGAAAUCGCAGCAACCGAACGGUCUCAACUCAUCGCUUGUGCUUCAUCUCCUCCAUGACAAACAGCUGAACACCGGUGAAGAUCGCGCUUAUCUCUUGCAGUGCUUCGUUGGAGUUCCGCAAGAUUCUGAAGUGUCGACGAAUCUCGACGUGAUUCGAAGUGAGCUCACAAUUGCUGAGACGAUUUCGCUGUCGACUCUUCCGCCAACGUGCACAUAUUCAAUUCGGAGGAAUGAGCCAGAUGGUCCGAUUGCGACGAAGGCAGUUGUCGGAGAAACCGUCUACCAUCGAUGGGAUUGCGAUGGAUCGAAUGAAACAACCAAUGCUUACGGAAUUCAAAUUCACAGUUGCUACGCCAGCGAUGAUGUCCAACGCAAAUUCGCGUUCGUUGAUCCCAGCGGAUGUUCUUCCGAUCUGGCGUUGCUCUCCGACCUCACUUAUGAUGAUUCGACACUCUCCGCUUACGCCGCAAGUCACGUAUUCAGUGUUCACAAUGCCGAAUCAUUGAAAUUCGUUUGCAAAUUGAGUUUGUGUACAAGAGAUGGUGAUGGAUGCGAGGGUGUCACGCCACCAAAUUGCGGAAACAACGCGAAUCGAUCUGAUUUGCUGUUGACUCGUCGACUAUUGAGAAAUCAAAAUUCCGCUGUCGACGAAGCUCUGACAUCGGCUCUUUCGACGAAAGUUGGACUGACGAACAACUCAGGAGAAGGUGUCGGAAAUGCGUUGAGCUCUCUCAUCGCCAACCAUUUCUUCUGGCUUCUCGCGAUCGCAGCGAUUGCGACUGUCAUCGUUAUUGCGGUGAUGUCGAGAAGGCACUCCGAUUCGGACACAGCGACGACGUGCUCGGACCCAACAUCGAUGUCAGAAUCACAGGACUUUGGCUCACCAGUGAUGUCGAUGCAUUCCGGCGAGAUCGGCCCAAAUCAACGAUUGUCGGAAUUCAUGCGAACGUUCGAUAGAAGUCGUUAUGUCUAG